AUGUGUCGACAGGUGAAACAAAGCUGCAAGGAGAUUGGCCAAAAUAUAUCGGAGAGACUGAAGCUGUAUAUCAAGGCCUUUAGUGCUGAUGAUGCCACGUCAGCAACCACGUCGAUUUCUCAGGCCAGAUUAUUGGCUCCCCCUUCCUCCAAGCUUUACCAAACCAUUAAACGCUACCAACCAAGCAUGAAAUGGGAGAGGCUUCCGUUCAAGCUGUGCAGAUCGCAACACUUCAACGAGAACACAGGAGAUAAACUACAAAACAUGGAAAUCGCUCUAAGAGGAAUGGAAAUGGCUUUAACCAACACGUCUUCUUUUCCGGCGACAUUACUUGCCGGAGAAGUAAAAGACGGCUUGAUAAAGAUACAAGAAGGCGUCACUCUCACCAUCAAACGGAUAAAUAACUGUCUGCAGCCGUCCGUAAACCCAGAAUCUGAUCCCGACAACGCCUCCGGGUGCCUCCAAACACUUCAAGAAUUCCCGGGCAAGCAUCAAGAUUUGCCUUUUUACUUCUUCUUGUUCUGUCUGAAGCUCCUCGAGAAUAUAUCAAUGGCUGAACCGGAGAACGACGAGGACAAGAAACCAGAAUCUUCUUUGGAAGAGGACAAAAGUUGGUUCAGCAUAAACUGGAGAAGCGCUUUGGGCAGCAAGAGGAUGAUGCCGGCGAUUAAGCUGUCGCUUUCUUUAGGAUUGGCUGUUUUGUUCGGUUCGAUGUACAGUAAACCAAACGGUUACUGGUCCGGUUUACCUGUUGCCAUCAGCUUUGCUGCUGCGAGAGAGGCGACUUUCAAGGUGGCAAACGUUAAGGCUCAAGGUACAGUGAUAGGGACAGUGUAUGGAGUCAUGGGAUGUUUUGUCUUUGAGAGGUUUUUGCCAAUAAGGUUCCUGUCUUUGCUACCUUGGUUCGUCUUCUCGAGCUUCUUGGGUAAGAGCCGAAUGUAUGGACAAGCCGGGGCAAUCUCGGCUGCGAUUGGAGCUGUUCUUAUCCUCGGGAGAAAGAAUUUUGGACCACCGAGCGAGUUUGCCAUCGCGAGAAUUGUCGAGACUUUUAUCGGCUUGUCAUGUUCGAUCAUGAUUGAGCUCAUCUUGCAGCCCACAAGGGGUUCAACUCUCGCAAAACUCACGCUUUCUAGAAGCUUCCAUGCAUUACACGAGUGUGCAAGCCUGUUCGGGGAGAAAGGGGGUAAGGCAGAGAUAAUCCGGAGCCAGAAAAAGGUGAAAACCCAUUUGAUUGAGCUCAAGAAAUUCACUGAAGAAGCCCAAGCCGAGCCGAGUUUCUGGUUCUUGCCCUUCAACUGUUCUUGCUAUGACAAGUUAUUCCGUUCGCUUUCCGAAAUGGCUGAUCUGUUGCAAUUCAGCGCUCACGCAAUAGGGUUUCUUGGAGCACAAGAAACGGACAGGCUUCAGAGUAAAAAGGUUUUGAUUGAAGCGGAAGAAGACCUGAAGAAUCUGACAGAGUCCAUAGCUUCUGUCGCUAAAUCUUUCGAGGAGAUUAUUCUUCUGAAGUCGAUAAACGCACUGGAAAACGCGCUGGUCGAGAACAAUGUCUCUUGGGACAUCGAGGUGGGGAAGACCAAGAACCCUAGUUUUUCAAGAGCCGAGAAUGAUACGGAUAAGGUCUUGGGGUCGUAUCUCCGGCGUGAAGGAGAAGUGGAAGAGGUUGACAAGAGUGACGCGGUGCUGGGUUUGGGUGCGUUGGGGUUUUGCAUGGAGAGAAUGGUGAAGGAGAUGAGAGAGAUCGAAGAGAGGAUCAAAGAGCUCGUGCAAUGGGAGAACCCUUCGAGCCACGUUGAUUUGCAUGAAAUCUCAUGCAAAAUACGUUCUUUGUACAAAUGAUGAUGAAUUGUUUGCAAUAAACGUUGAAGUUUAUAAC
Molecule: messenger RNA, 1873 nt
Organism: Tarenaya hassleriana
Lineage: Eukaryota; Viridiplantae; Streptophyta; Magnoliopsida; Brassicales; Cleomaceae
Exons: 2
Coding region: 1-1836 (611 amino acids)
Biological process (GO): transmembrane transport
Cellular component (GO): plasma membrane
Molecular function (GO): transmembrane transporter activity
Source: RefSeq, a predicted model, not a curated record